AUGAAGAGGACACAAGAGGAAGAGUACUUACUUCAUCCCAACGAUUUCCAGGAGGCAGAAAAGGACCCCCUAGCAAUAAAUCGUACAUGCGCAGAGUACAACACGGAGGGAAAGCAGAAGUACACGAAUACGGAAGAAGAAGAGCAUAAAAGACUGGAUAGUCAGGGGCUCUAUAUUAUAGGGGAUCGGAGUCACCAAGAGCCCUUGAUAAAAUUAAGAAUAGGUCCCCUAAGACAAGAGUUCACCUUUUUAGUAGACACAGGGGCAGAGCGAUCGACAAUUAGGAACCUACCGGAAGGAUGCAAACUUUCUGAUGAAAAAGUUCAAGUUAUUGGAGCAAAAGGAGAACCUUUUAAGGUAAAUAAAAUUAAAGAUGUAGUAUUUGAAUCAGAAAACAAAUUUGGAGUGGGUGAACUCUUGUUGGUUCCCGAAGCAGAUUUUAAUUUACUUGGACGGGAUCUGAUAGUAGAAUUACAAUUAGAGAUUAAAGUGGAAAACCAAAGAUUGGCCAUUAAAGCUUACCCCUUGACGGUAAAAGAUAAACAAGAAAUCAAUCCCGAAGCCUGGUACUCCCCAGAUUCAAUAAGUAAACUUGACAUUGCCCCGAUAAAAGUUCAAAUCCAAGAACCCCAAAUUCCCGUACGAAUAAAGCAAUACCCCAUUUCUAUUGAAGGAAGAAAAGGAUUAAAACCAGAAAUAGAUCGAUUAUUAACUCAAGGGAUUUUGGAACCAUGCAUGUCUCCGUUCAACGCUCCUAUUUUACCUGUAACGAAAUCAAAUGGUAAAUAUCGAUUAGUUCAUGAUUUGAGGGAGAUCAAUAAGAGAACAAUCACCCGGUUCCCGGUAGUGGCAAACCCAUAUACUUUACUAAGCCGAUUAGGGCCACACAAUAAUUGGUAUAGUGUUAUAGAUCUAAAAGAUGCCUUUUGGGCAUGCCCUUUAGCCGAGGAAUGUAGAAAUUAUUUUGCCUUUGAAUGGGAAGAUCCAGAUACUGGACGAAGACAACAACUUAGAUGGACAGUACUUCCCCAAGGCUUUAAUGAAUCACCAAAUUUGUUUGGACAGGCCCUAGAAGAAUUAUUAAUGGAAUAUCAAGUAUUGUCAGGGAAUAUAUUAUUACAAUAUGUGGAUGAUCUAUUAAUAGCAGGGAGUGAAAAGGAAAAAGUUAGAGAAGAAAGCAUAAAAUUGCUUAACUUUUUAGCAUUAAAAGGGUUACAAGUGUCAGAAGAAAAACUUCAAUUUGUAGAAGGAAGAGUUAAAUAUUUAGGCCAUUAUUUAAUUAAAGGACAAAAAAUAAUAGACCCAGAGCGAAUUAAAGGAAUAUUGGAAUUGACAAUGCCUGGAAAUAAAAGACAAAUAAGGCAGGUUUUAGGUUUAUUCGGCUAUUGCAGGCAAUGGAUAGAGAAUUACAGUGCAAAAGUAAAAUUUUUAUAUGAACAAUUAACCAAAAAUAAUUUGCCGAAAUGGACUUUACAGGAUAAAAAGAACUUUGAGAAUUUAAAGAAGGAUUUGAGUCAAGCACCAGUCCUUAGUUUACCAGAUGUAAAAAGACCUUUUCAGUUAUUUGUAAAUACGGACAGAGGAACAGCCUUUGGAGUUUUGACCCAAGAAUGGGCAGGGAAAAGGAAGCCAGUGGCAUAUUUAUCGAAAUUAUUAGACCCUGUAAGCAGAGGAUGGCCAACAUGCAUACAAAUUAUUGUAGCAGCAGCAUCAUUAUUGGAAGAAGCAAACCGCAUCACUUUUAAUGGGAAAAUAGUUUUAUAUACACCUCAUAACAUUAGGGAGGUAUUACAGCAAAAGGCAGAAAAAUGGCUUACAGAUAGUCGAUUAUUAAAAUAUGAGGGAAUUUUAAUUGAAUCGCCUAAACUGCUACUUAGGACUGUAGGGGCAACUAACCCGGCUGAAUUUUUAUAUCAGGGAGAGAAUAACACAGAAACACUACAUGAUUGCUUACAAACAAUAGAAUGCCAAAGUAAAAUAAGGCCCGAUUUAGAAGAAGAAGAAUUAGAAAAAGGGGAUAUCUUGUUUGUAGAUGGGUCAUUUAGAGUAGUAGAAGGGAAACGGCUUUCUGGGUAUGCUAUUGUUAAAUUGGAAAAUGGAGAAUUCAAAGUUAUGAAUUCAGGACCUUUAAAUGCUAGCUGGUCAGCCCAGGCAUGUGAGUUAUAUGCUCUUUGGAAAGCUUUAGAGUUAUUAAAAGGAAAAAUAGGCACAAUAUACACCGAUUCAAAAUAUGCAUAUGGGAUAGUACAUACAUUUGGAAAAAUUUGGGAAGAACGAGGUUUUAUAAAUUCACAAGGAAAAGGUUUAGUUCAUGAAGAACUUGUAAGAAGAGUUUUGAAGUCUUUACGAGGUCCACUUGAAAUAGCAGUAGUUCAUGUUAAAGGUCAUCAAAGAGGCACGAAUUACAGAAUCAGAGGAAAUAAUGUAGCUGAUGAAGAAGCCAGAAGAGUUGCUGGUAAUUCUACCACCCUUUUAAUGGUAAAAGAGACCCCAGACGCUUUAAAUGAAGAAAACUUUAGCUUUAGUAAAAAGGAAAAAGAGAAAUUGUGUCUUAUGGGAGCCAAAGAACAGAAUAGAAAACAAGUGUUACCUGAUGGCAGAGAAGUUUUACCCCAAGGAAUGGCCAGAAAAAUAAUGACAAAAAUACAUCAAAAAACUCAUUGGGGAACUCAAGCUUUAGUUGAUCAUUUCGAACAAUUAUACUCUUGCAUUGGGGUAUACAACGUGGCAAAGACAAUAACACAAGCUUGUGAAACGUGUCAAAAAGUAAAUCGAAACAGAAGUAGGCAAAGACAACUGGGAGGGCGACCCCCAGCAAUCAGGCCUUUUUCAAACAUACAAAUUGACUUUACUGAACUUCCCAAGGUAGGGAGGUACAGAUAUCUUUUGGUAAUAGUAGAUCAUUUAACUCAUUAUGUAGAGGCCUUUCCCACGGGAAGAGCUACUGCCAACCAGGUAACAAAAGUGCUGCUCGAACACAUAAUACCUCGAUAUGGUGUGAUUGAAGUUAUAGACUCCGAUCGCGGGCCACAUUUUACCUCAAAAAUUAUAAAAGAAUUAUCGGAAUGUUUAGGAAUAAGAUGGGACUACCAUACGCCAUGGCAUCCACAGAGCUCAGGGAGAGUCGAGAGACUGAAUGGGGAAAUUAAAACAGUGUUAACCAAAUUGAUGAUUGAAACGAAAUUAUCUUGGUUAAGAUGCUUACCUAUGGCAUUAUUAAUUUUGAGAACUAGACCUAGAUCUGAUUUGGGAAUUUCUGCGUAUGAAAUGGUAUAUGGUAUGCCCUAUAAUAUUGAAAAACCACAAGAAAAUGUUUUGGUACAAGACCAAACCUUAGAAGUAUAUAUUUCACAAUUGUCAAAACAUAGGGAAGAAUUAUGGAAGAGAGGGUUGAUAGUACAAAGACCUCCAUUGGACUUGAAAAUACAUAAUAUAAAACCUGGGGAUUGGAUCCUAAUCCGGGUAUGGAAAGAAGAGACUUUGAAACCUAAAUGGGAAGGACCUUUUCUUGUUUUGCUUACCACAGAAACUGCUGUAAGAACAACGGAGCGUGGUUGGACUCAUGCAAGCCAAAUAAAAGGACCUGUGUCCCCACCUCAGUGAAAGGUCAUCAGCCCUCCAGGAGAAACCAAACUGGUACUAAAGCGAUAAGCUCCGAAUGAUUUGGACUUGGUUUGAGAACUUACCUUUUUAUGUACAGUGUAUUUUAGGAAUCAUAAUAGCAUUGGUGAUAUCAUUAAUUGUAUAUUAUUUGUGGAAAAUUGUUAAAUGUGGAAGAGGAAUUUGUUUCCAUAAAUAGAAACCAAUCACAUAUAGAGGAAGUAGGACCAAUAGAUUUUGAGAGAUUAGAUUAUAAAGUAUCCUUGAUUUUUAUACCCAUUUUAGAGAAUUUACCCUUAUCUCAGGUAAUAAAAUCCCAAAUACCCAAACCUCCUUACAAUUGGAGGAAAGUAAGAAGCCUGAUUAAUGAUUUUAGGGACUUAUUAGACCAAGGGCCAGCUUAUGAACCCUGUACCAUUUGUUAUAGCAAAAAGUGUAAUGCAAUAAUAACUUUUUGCUGUGGAGGUUGCUCACUAGUGGUGCAGGAAUGGAGAUACGAUCUUUUUAACUGGUGGUGUAGCAGAUGCGACAGAAAAUUUCAACACCGGUUACUUUAUCAACCAGAAUUAGAAGAGGCAAUAGAACAGAAGCUAUUUGAGUCAGCAGAACAAUACCAAUUGGCUAUACUGCAUGUGAAUCUUUGCCAGUGUGUUUCAGCAAUCACCGCCCAUUUAAAAUCUAGUAUCAUACGCAUCGGACGAUGCAGGGAACCAACAGAAGUUGAAGGUUGAGACCCCUUUGGGUAGUACCCGCUGCCGAGAAGAGAAUUAACCUCGUAACUGGUUGCAACCCAGUUGACGAGCGAGGCAGGGAGAAUAACCCUAUAAAAGGGAAAAGUCUAAAACCUGAAACCUGUUGGACACCAGGAUGUUGACUAUUUUGAUAACAAGUAUUUUUAUAUUUUGGGUGAGAGCUGGAAAUCCACAUGAACCUAUGAUUUGGAAAUUAGUUAAUUUAGAAAAUCCUGAAACUCCAAUCAGAGUAAACUCAAAUUGGACAAAUGUAAAUUUUACCGUAUCUUUGACACAGCUAGUUACAGGGAAUCGUCGGGAUAGAGCAGACAAAUGUAGAGGUUUCUAUGUAUGUCCCGCGUCAAAUCCAGGAAAGGACUAUUGUAAGCUCCCCUACCAUUUUUAUUGUGGGUAUUGGGGUUGUGAGACCUGGGCCUCAGAUUGGUUAAUUUCAGAAUCCAGUAAGGACAAGUAUAUUCAUAUAGAAUGGUAUCCCCCUAACUGUAAACGACCGACUAUAGGCCAUGAUGGUCAUGUAUAUGGACAUUGUGAAGAUGAGGGUUACUGCAAAGAAGUAAACAUUAAGGUCCUCAGGACUGAGGAAGAUUCUUGGUUAGCAGGGAGAAUGUGGGGAAUAAGAUUCUGGGAGCCAGGACCAGAUAGAGGGAAUAUGUUUCAGAUUAUUAAAACAAGAAUGCCUCAUGAUUCUGCCUCAGUGGGUCCUAAUAUUAUAAUAGCUCCUCCAAAAACACCUAAAAGAAAUCAAGAAUUGCCCAAAAUAGCGAAAGUCAAUUCAACCAUUAUGGAAUUAAGAAACCACACUGAUCCACAAAAUAGGUCAGAAAUAGCGAUAACACCACAUAAAAACUUUUAAGACCCCUUGUGGGAAAUAAUGUAAGCGUCUUAUUUAGCAUUGAACAACACCAAGCCAAAUUUAACUAAAGAAUGCUGGUUAUGUUUUAAUGUUAGACCACCUUACUAUGAAGCAGUAGGACAAUCAGAUAAAAUUAAAUGGUCAAACAGAACAAAUCCCUCAGAAUGUCCUUAGAGUGAGGACAAGCAGGACACCCAGGGAAUGACUUUACAGCAUGUAACAGGAAGAGGACAAUGUAUUGGUACUGUCCCAGAGCAAUAUAAAGGAUUUUGUAAUAGCACGAUUCAUAAGACAAGAAUAAAGCAAAAGAGAAGUGAAACCUACAAGUGGGCAAUACCGGCUACAGGAGCAAAAUGGGUGUGCUCAGAUAUUGGGGUGACACCGUGUAUAUCAUUACAAGUAUUUAAUGUAUCUCAAUUUUGUGUUCAGGUAAUAAUCAUUCCACGUUUAAUGUACCAUCCAAUGGAAGAUGUUAUGCAUCAUUUUGAGAGAGGCCUCAGUAGACAAAAAAGAGAGCCAAUUACCGCAAUUUCCUUAGCUACUUUGCUAAUUGCAGGAGGUGUGGGAGCUGGAACGGGUAUAGCCUCAAUUAUUAAGAGUGAACAAAUGCAGGCAUUACAAAUAGCAGUAAAUGAAGAUCUAAUUAGAAUAGAACAAUCAAUUAAUCAAUUGUCAACCUCGGUCAAGUCUCUUUCUGAAGUAGCCUUGCAGAAUAGAAGAGGUUUAGAUUUGUUAUUCCUCAAGGAAGGAGGAUUGUGUGUAGCCCUCCAAGAAGAAUGUUGCACAUUCAUAGAUUAUACUGGAGUAGUCCAAGAUUCAAUGGCAGAACUUUGAAAGAGACUAGACCAACGUAAAAAAGAUCUAGAGACCGGUACAACAUGGUAUGAAAAUUGGUUUAGUGCAAAACCAUGGCUAACUACUCUUUUGUCUGCUCUGGCUGGACCAUUGGUAUUAGUUUUAUUGGGAUUAAUAUUUGGACCAUGUAUUAUAAAAUAUGUGUUACAAUUUGUAAAAGAAAGAUUUGAUAUUACUAAAUUAAUGAUUUUGACUUCUAGAGCUGAAUAUCAACAAGUGCCACAAAAAGUACCAGAAGCAUAUUGUACCUGUGGUACAGAUAAAUAUGCAUAUCUCGAAUGUAAUUGUAAACAACCUUGUGGAUGUGAUUGGAGAUGUGAAGCUUGCGGAAGAUUUAUAGAAGCAGAAGAGAUAGUUUAAUAACAUAGGAUAAAAAGAAAAAGGGGGGAAUUGUUAGAAACAGAUAAUGUGUAUUAAACUAUUAAUAAACUAAAAACUUUGUAACACCCCGAUAUUGUGGUUAGAAAAAAAGGAAGUACUAACAGAAAAACACCCAUGUGAAACUGCCAAGCUUUGCACAAUGUAUGCUUUGCCACCGCCAAGUAUGUAUUAUUCAGCAAAAUGCUAUGAAACCGUACCAUAUAUGGGAAAGGACUAAAGGAGUUCAUGAAGAGGACACAAGAGGAAGAGUACUUACUUCAUCCCAACGAUUUCCAGGAGGCAGAAAAGGACCCCCUAGCAAUAAAUCGUACAUGCGCAGAGUACAACACGGAGGGAAAGCAGAAGUACACGAAUACGGAAGAAGAAGAGCAUAAAAGACUGGUGAUUUGGUUUAAGCGUGUGGCAGUGGUGGAGCGCAGACUCCCCUGUCACCCAGCGCUGCUUUUGCUCGCUUUCUACUUGCCAUGAAUUAAUAAAACCUUGAAUAUUA
Messenger RNA from Apus apus (common swift), 6931 nucleotides. Its product is annotated as protein NYNRIN-like. Gene Ontology annotation, biological process: DNA integration; proteolysis. The record is from RefSeq and is a predicted model, not a curated record. Gene Ontology annotation, molecular function: nucleic acid binding; RNA-DNA hybrid ribonuclease activity; aspartic-type endopeptidase activity. Lineage: Eukaryota; Metazoa; Chordata; Aves; Apodiformes; Apodidae. Bases 1 to 3603 code for a protein of 1200 amino acids. The transcript has 2 exons.